Molecule: messenger RNA, 1107 nt
Organism: Sus scrofa (pig)
Lineage: Eukaryota; Metazoa; Chordata; Mammalia; Artiodactyla; Suidae
Source: RefSeq, a predicted model, not a curated record
AUGAUUCCUGAACUGCUGUCCCUGUUCUGUUUCAGGCUGUGUCUUGGCCAGAGGGACACAGGGAGAGAUGGGCCCCUCCCCAAGCCCUCCCUCCGUGCCUGGCCCAGCUCCGUGGUCCCUGCCCUGAGCAACGUGAGCCUGCAGUGCUGGGCUCCGACCAAGGACGUCAACUUUGCUCUCAGAAAGGGGGGCGAUGUCUUGGGGCUCUUGCAGCCACCUGACUCCAUGGAGGGCGAGGGCUGGGCUGAGUUUCCCCUGACUGCUGUGAGGAGCAGGGAUGCUGGCGAGUACACCUGCGAAUACCACAGGAAGGGCCACCCCCACCUGGCUUCACAGCCCAGCGAGGCCCUGCUUCUCCUGGUGACGGGGUAUUUACCUAAACCCUCCCUCCAAGCCCACCAAGCGGGUGUGGCCACUGAAGGAGAACAGGUGACCCUGCAGUGCCAGAGGCCAGACUCUGGGACCGGGAUUAUGACGUUUGCUCUGCUGAAGGCGGGCACCUCGGUGCCCGUCCAGCUCCGAAUCCCAGCAGGGAGGGAGACAGACUUUUCCCUUCAGAAUGUCAAGGUCAAAGACACGGGCAACUACAGCUGCGUCUACUACCAGAGGAGGGCCCCUUUCCUGGCCUCACAACCCAGUAAUAGCCUGGAGAUCUGGGUGGCGGCUUCCUCCCCCCGUACCACAACCCCGGAUUACACCAUGGGCAACCUCAUCCGCCUGGGUCUAGCUGCCAUAAUUAUGGUUACUGUUGGGGCUUUGCUGCUCGAAGCCUGGUGUAGCCAAAAGAAGUCUCUACAAGGAGUCAGCACUGUAGCCCCAGUCAUUGUGGAAGAAGAAAAAAGCAGGUCCUGCAUGUCCCCACAAAAACAAUGACUGCUUGAUCAACAGACCUGCUGCUUCUUGACUGUUCUGGGGAACCAGUAUUCUCAGCUCUACUGAGAGCUCCUCCAGGACAAGAUGAUGGUUUUCUCUUCCUGUCCUCUUCGCCAGGGAAGAGGACAGGAAUGAGCAUGAAGACUCACCUGAGAUACACUUCCAUAUCUAUCUAUCUAUCUCUAUCUCUACAUAUAUAUCCCCACCCUCCCAAUUCUUCCUCCUCCCUCCCCA